Molecule: messenger RNA, 868 nt
Organism: Saprolegnia parasitica CBS 223.65
Lineage: Eukaryota; Oomycota; Saprolegniomycetes; Saprolegniales; Saprolegniaceae
Exons: 2
Coding region: 1-822 (273 amino acids)
Source: RefSeq, a predicted model, not a curated record
AUGCCCAUUAGCAAGCGCAAGAAGGCGCAGCUGCUGUUUAGCGUCACGAAUUCCAGCAUCUCAAACGUCAUUUGGAGCCACUACCGAACGUCAAUGCGCUGCAUUGGGUUUCUCUCGUUCCUCGAGUGGCACAUUGGUGCGAGCCAAAACCACUGCCAAUGGACCGACGCCAUCACGGAUGUCUCGCUCGAUGCUGUCUAUGUCUGCGACGUCAAUGUCGUUGGUCACUUUGCCAAUGUUGAAGAGCUCGUGCGACUCGCCGCGUACUCGUGGGUCUUCUUCGCACUCGUGUUCAUGGACCGCAUGCCUGGCAUUGCGAUCGAUCUCAAGGGCUACGGCGUCGCAGCGGUGCUUCUCGGCGUCCUUCCCGUCUCGGUCUUGGCGAUUCUCGUGGCGGAAAUAUGCGUCCUUCGGGCGACCGUGCCAGCGCUGAGCUGGAUUCACAACCAGCUCUGGCUCGCGCUCGUGUGGCUCCUCGUCACGGCCGCGCUGCGACUCGUUGGCAUUGGUCGGCAGCCCAUUUCCAAGGCGUCACCGUUUUACAAGAUUAUUUUCCCGUAUUAUUGGUCGUCCAUGGACCUCAUUCGCGACGAGGAGCUCAUUUACGUGCCGCUGAGCGUCCUUAUGGAAACGCACUCGAUCAACUUGUCGAAUGUGUUUGAUCACCAGUACUUUGUCUAUGGCCUCAUGGACCUCGACGCAAUGGCUCAGAACACCGAGCGCAAAGUGCCCUAUGUGCAAACGGACGGGACGAUCCAGCACCCCGACUGGAUUGCGACGACGGACGAGUAUUAUGUCCGCAUCGCCAAGCGCGACAACUGAGUCGAUAUUAGUGCAUUUAUUCAUAAUGUUUUAUCAAGGAUCGAAC